Molecule: messenger RNA, 1512 nt
Organism: Penicillium canariense
Lineage: Eukaryota; Fungi; Ascomycota; Eurotiomycetes; Eurotiales; Aspergillaceae
Gene: hosA
Product: histone deacetylase HOS2
Exons: 1
Coding region: 1-1512 (503 amino acids)
Molecular function (GO): histone deacetylase activity
Source: RefSeq, a predicted model, not a curated record
AUGGCGCGUUCCUCCAUCGUCCAAGAGUAUGACGCGCCGUCUACAACGCUGAGCCUCGACCAGAAAGUCUCCAACGAGCGCCAGAGCUACCGAGUGCCUCGCCCGCAGGGCUACCGCGUCUCAUGGCACGCCAAUCCGGCCGUGGAGGCGCACCAUUUUGGACAGUCCCAUCCCAUGAAGCCAUGGCGCCUCACCUUGACCAAGCAGCUCGUCAUGGCGUACGGGAUGCACCACGCCAUGGACCUGUACCUCGCGCGGGCGGCGACCUACGAAGAAAUGGCCGACUUCCACGAAUCUGAUUACCUCGAUUUCCUGCGGCAGGUGAUGCCGGGCGACAUGGACCAUGCCGAGCAGAGCGAUAACGUGGUGCGGUUCAACUUCGGCGACGACUGUCCGAUCUUCGACGGGCUGUACAACUACUGCUCGCUGUACGCGGGCGGGACGGUCGACGCCGCGCGCAAGCUGUGCAAUAAUCAGUCCGAGAUCGCCAUCAACUGGUCGGGUGGUCUGCAUCACGCGAAGAAGGCCGAGGCGAGCGGGUUCUGCUACGUCAACGAUAUCGUCCUGGGCACUCUGCAGCUGUUGCGCCACCACCCACGGGUCAUGUACAUCGAUAUCGACGUGCACCAUGGCGACGGUGUCGAGCAGGCCUUCUGGUCCACAGACCGCGUGCUCACCGUUUCCUUCCACAAGUACGACAAAGACAAUUUUUUCCCUGGCACCGGUGCCCUCGAGGAUACAGGUCCCUCACAUCCCCUGAACCCGGGCGCGCACCACUCCAUUAACGUCCCGCUCCACGACGGCAUCGACGACGAAUCCUACAUCCAGCUUUAUCAUGAAGUGAUCGGCGCCUGCGUCGAAAACUAUCGCCCCGGCGCAAUCGUACUCCAAUGUGGCGCUGACAGUCUCGGCUGCGACCGCCUCGGCUGCUUCAACCUCAACGUGCGUGCGCACGGCGCCUGCGUCGCCUUCACCAAGACCUUCGGCUUACCCCUUCUCGUCGUCGGCGGUGGUGGCUACACCCCGCGCAACGUAUCCCGCGCCUGGGCGCACGAGACCUCCAUCCUCCUCGACGCAGACCAAACAAUCGACUCCACGAUCCCCGACUCCGUCGCUUUCCGCACACACUUUGGCCCCGAUUACUCGCUCUUCCCGCCGCUGUCGGAAAUCCGCAAGCUGGAGAACAAGAAUACCCGUUCAUACCUCGAGGGGCUCGUCGAGGCGGUGCAUGAGCAGCUCCGGUAUAUCAAGGGUGCUCCGAGUGUGCAGAUGAGCUUUAUCCCACCGGAUAUCCUGGGCCUGCGCGAAGAGACCGAGAAGGAAAUUGAGGAAGAGACCGCCAUGAUGGAGGAAGAUCGCGAGGAGAGUUACGGCGGUGGCUCUGCUGCGGCUGCGGCUGCCGCCACCGCUGCGUCGACCGGCGUCCCCGGCUCGGCGGGUGCCAUCGCUCGCGGCAGUCGCCGGCGCGAGCUGGAGCGCGGAGCCGGGUAUAAGGGCGAGCUAUACUCCUGA